Messenger RNA from Pollicipes pollicipes, 5216 nucleotides. RefSeq names its product 1-phosphatidylinositol 4,5-bisphosphate phosphodiesterase classes I and II-like. Lineage: Eukaryota; Metazoa; Arthropoda; Thecostraca; Pollicipedomorpha; Pollicipedidae. Gene Ontology annotation, cellular component: cytoplasm. Gene Ontology annotation, molecular function: phosphatidylinositol-4,5-bisphosphate phospholipase C activity; calcium ion binding. Gene Ontology annotation, biological process: phosphatidylinositol metabolic process; phosphatidylinositol-mediated signaling; G protein-coupled receptor signaling pathway. The record is from RefSeq and is a predicted model, not a curated record.
GGCCGCUACCUGUGACCGGAGCCCGCCGCCGCCGCCGCCGUCGUCGUCGCCAGCAGCCAUGGCCGGCUACCGGCCCGCCGUGCACGUGGUCCAGCUGAAGCCGGUGGUCGUGCCGCAGUGCAUGCAGGAGGGCCAGAAGUUCAUCAAGUGGGAUGAGGACUCGCCCACCGGCGUGCCGGUCACCCUGAAGGUGGACCCGAACGGCUUCUACCUGUACGUGAUGGACCAGAACAAGGAGGUGGAGCUGCUGGACAUCAUGACGAUUCGCGACACCCGCACGGGUCGCUACGCCAGAACGCCGAAGGACCAGCGGGUGCGCGAGAUCGUCACCAUGGGCAGCACGGGCACCCUGGAGGAGAAGACGGUGACGGUCUGCUACGGGCCGGACGUCGUCAACGUCAACUUCGUCAACUUCUGCUGUAACAAGAUGGAGACGGCCAAGCUGUGGACGGACGAGCUGCUGAAAAUGGCGUACAACCUGCUGGCGCUGCACGCCAGCGUCACCACGCUGCUGCAGAAGGCGCACACGCGCAUUUGCAGGGACGUGGACCGCACCGGCCGGAUCCCCGUCAAGCACGUGGUAAAGUCGCUGGCAAACAACAAGGAGGACCGCAAGAGGGUGGAGAAAGCUCUGGAGGCGUCAGGCCUGCCCAGCGGCAAGUCUGACACCCUUGAACCAGAAAUGUUCACCUUCAAACACUUCUUGGCCUUCUACAUGCACCUUACCGGACGGCAGGAGAUUGAGCGGAUCUUCGACGAACUGUGCGGCGGCAACAAGCGGAAGGGGCACAUGACGGUGCAGCAGGUGGUGGACUUCCUCAACAAGGAGCAGCGCGACCCGCGGCUAAACGAGAUCCUCUACCCGUACGUGGACCCGCAGAAGGCACGCGAGAUCAUCGCCCAGUACGAGCCCAACAAGGCGAACGUGCAGAAAGGGCUGCUGAGUCUGGAGGGCUUCAUGCAGUACUUGAUGGGCGACGACAACGCCAUCGUGCCGCCCGAGAAGUACGACCAGUGCGACGACAUGGAGCAGCCGAUGUCGCACUACUUCAUCAACUCGUCGCACAACACUUACCUGGCCGGUCACCAGCUGACGGGCCGCUCGUCGGUGGAGAUAUAUCGGCAGUGUCUGCUGAUGGGCUGCCGCUGCGUGGAGCUGGACUUCUGGAACGGACGGACCGAAGAGCCGAUCGUGUGCCACGGCUACACGCUGGUGCCUGAGAUCCCGGCCAAGGACGUGAUCGAGGCGAUCGCCGAGGCGGCGUUUAAGACGUCGGACUGGCCGGUGAUCCUGUCGUUCGAGAACCACUGCAACCCCAAGCAGCAGGCCAAGAUCGCACAGUACUGCCGCGAGCUGUUCGGCGACAUGCUGCUGGACGCGCCGCUCGAGGACCAUCCGCUGGUGCCGGGCGCGUCGCUGCCACCGCCGACCGCGCUGCGCAGGAAGAUCUUGAUCAAGAACAAGAAGAAGCACCACAAGCCGAAGGUGGUGGUGAAGCACUCCGACACGACAUUCCACGUGCCGGUGGAGUCCACCGGCCCCAGCGAGGCGCUGGGCAACGGGGACGUGGCGCGGCCGGCGGCGCCGCUCGAGAAACACCCCAGCCAGCCGGAGCCGGACGAGCCGGACGAGGACGAGGCAGGCAGCAGCUCCGAUUCGGACGAGGACAGCCUCAGCCCGGAGGAGCGCCGACUGCGCGAGCGCACGCAGAAGGAGACGGGCACGGCCGGCAAGGAGUCGGAGGCGGGUGCUGAGAUCUCGGCGCUCGUCAACUACGUGCAGCCCGGGCACUUCCACAGCUUCGCGGAGGCUGAGCGCCGGGACCGCAGCUACGAGAUGUCGUCGCUGGUGGAGACGCAGGCCACGGCGCUGCUGAAGGCGCACCCGGUGGAGUUCGUCAACUACAACAAGCGCCAGCUGAGCCGCGUCUACCCGCGCGGCACGCGCGUCGACAGCUCCAACUUCAUGCCGCAGGUGUUCUGGAACGCCGGCUGCCAGCUGGUGGCGCUCAACUAUCAGACGCUCGACCUGGCUAUGCAGCUGAACACGGGCAUCUUCGAGUAUAAUCACCGGUCUGGGUACCUGCUGAAGCCAGAGUUCAUGCGGCGGCCCGACCGUCGCUUCGACCCCUUCGCCGAGUCCACCGUGGACGGCAUCAUCGCCGGCACCGUCUCUGUCAAGGUGAUCUCCGGUCAGUUCCUCUCCGAGAAGCGGGUGGGCGUCUGGGUGGAGGUGGACAUGUACGGCCUGCCCGCCGACACCGUGCGCCGGCGCUUCAGGACGCGCGUCAUCCAGAACAACGCCAUCAACCCUGUCUGGGACGACGAGACGUUUGUCUUCAAAAAGGUGGUUCUGCCGGACCUGGCCUGUAUCCGGGUGGCGGCGUUCGAGGAGUCUGGCCGCCUGCUGGGCCACCGCGUGCUGCCCGUGAUCGGACUGCGGCCCGGCUACCGGCACAUCAGUCUGCGCAACGAGUCGGGCCAGCCGCAGGGCCUCAGCACGCUGUUCGUCAAGGUGAAGGUGGGCGACUACGUGCCGGACGGCCUGUCCGACUUCGCCGAGGCGCUCGCUAACCCGAUCAAGUACCAGAGCGAGCGGGAGAAGCGCUCGUUACAGCUGCGUGUGCUGACCGACGAGGGCGACGAGGCCGAGCAGCCGGCGGCGACCGAGGAGGACGACACGCUCUGCGUGCUGCCCUCGGCCACGUCGCCGGCCGGCUGCGCGCGCAGGAACGGCGCCGACCGCGACGGCGGCUGCGCGGUGGGCGGGCUCGAGCCGCCGGCGGCCGCCGCCGCCGCUGCCGCCGCCGGUCAAGAGGCGAACGGCACGGGGGGCCCCGGCCUCUCGCCGGCCACCCUCCCCGACCUCUCCAUCAUGCACAGGCGCGUCGACUCCAUGAAGAACCCGCGAGUUACCGGCUCCAACGAGGACGUUCCCACACCCGAUCACCUGCUGACGGCCGUGCCGAUCGACCUGCUCUGGGAGGAGAAGCCGGUGCGCGAGCGGCGCCAGGAGCUGGAGCGCAAGGUCGAGAGCCUGCGCCGCAAGUUGGACCGCGAGCGCGUCAAGCUGCAGGAGGCCGGCAGCGGCGGCCCGGCCGGCCGCAAGAACACCUUCUCCAAGACACACUCCAAGCUGGUCAAGAAGUUCUCCAACAAGACCAUGGAAGGCAUGAGUCUCAGCGUGCCCGACCCGGCCGACCAGACGGCCAUGGAGUCGUUCUGCUCCCAGUUGGCGGCUUCAGAGAAAGAGCUGCGUGACAGGCACAUCGACCUGAUCUACGACGCGCUAGACAAGGUGGUGCGCACCUCGCAGGCGGCGCAACGAAAGAACCUGCAGGCCUACCACGAGCGGCGGGUGGCCGAGUGCAAGAAGAAGAUCGAGCUCGACCGAAAGGAGGCGAGCAAGGAGCUAGUCAAGAAGGGCGUCUCCAAGGACGAGAUGUCACGGCUGCGACGGGAGAUGUCGCAGGUGAUCGUGAAGGCCGGCGUGCAGCGGCGCGAGCGACUGACUGAGCUGCAGCAGCAGGACGUGCAGUCACUCAACCAGCAGCACGAACAGGUGCUGCAGCAGGUGCAGGAGCGGCGCGAGACGGCCCACCAGCAGCUGAGCAGUGAGCAGGAGGCGCGGCUCGGCCAGCUCACCCGGGAGUGGGUCUACACGUCGGACACGGCGCUCACGUGAGGCCGGUCGCCGGCCGCUGCCGCCACCGCCGCCCCCGCCCCCGGCACAGUUUCAGCACGGCCGGAAGCGCGUCAGCUCCGAAUUCCGGCCCAGCCCACUGGCAUGCAGGGCGACGUGUCGAACAAGUACAAAGUCACCGGCGGGCGCCGCCGGCCCGCGAGCACAAACACGCUCCGCGCGCCACCUGCCGCUGCCCGCGCACACUGUGUAGAUGGCGCCGCUGGCGGACCCGCUGAACGCACGCGUCUUUAGACCAGCCACCGUUCGUUGUUGACGCCGGCGCCUGGGACCCGGCCCUCCCGGUGGUUUGUUGGGGUUGCGUUGGACUUGCCGGAUUAUUUAUGUGAUUUUCGUGUUCGUUCUAGGGUGUUUGCACGCACUGAUUUCGAGCGAAGAGCAUGGAGCGCGUCGUUUAUGCAAUACGAUGGAUAGUGGAUAUCAACGUUAGGCUGUAGUCAAGUGAUGUCUCGGGCGUGUACAAUGCUUUACCUCGCGGUGCGGCCUCAGCCGCGCGUGUCACCGUCUCGAGAUCGCUGUACCGGGUGCGGUGGUACAUGUGCUGUCUUGACGCUGGGCGCGUGUUGCCCUGGUUGUACCUUGGCCGGCGGCGCCAAGUUCCGGGCCAUUCGCUCAACGCGAUGGCGGCGCUCCGUGAGAGGACCGCGCGUUGGAGGUGCGAUGUGUCCGGUCGCCCAGCCGUCUCUCCCUAACGUCAGCCGGCACUGCGGGCGACCGUGUGCAUGACGUUGGCCGCGGGCGGCGCGGCCGCAGCCUGCGGCGGGCGCUCCGCGGCGUCCGCCGUCAGCGCGGUGGGGCUCGCACGCCGUUGUCCCGUUUCUUGUUGAGAACAAAUCUGCCAUUCUAGCCAAGCCGAUUACGAGGGUUCGUGUGUUGACUCGGGGUUGGAGAGGCGCGCGGAUGUCGGGAGUUUUCCCGCUGUGUCGCCGUGUCAUGGCUGUCCCGUCGCGCCAUCUUCCACUGCGCAGCGCACCAGCACCGGCUAGGCGUGGCUAGCCUGGCCGCCGGCCUCCCGCGUCAGGCCUCCGCCAUCGGCCACACAGUCCCACACGCACACGGAUCCAGGCUGUGCGGAGAGGCCGCACAUGGGCAAAUAGCUUUACGGCGGCCCGGCCCCGGCCGGCUGUGGGAGCCAGGCCGCCAGCCGGUCAGGAGGCCCGCUGCCGCCCGGGCCGCUCGUGUCGCACAACGUCGCUGUCUUCAGACAAUCGAGCCGGCUCGCGCCGCUCCACCUACUGUUAGGGUCGAUGUGUACCCCUGCCCCCGCGUGGCGCACGCUCGUGUCUCCAGUCCCGCCCAGCGGAAGACCUCGGAUGGGCCUCGCUUCAGGCCGUCCACGGCUGUACGGUGUUUCACACAGAUGAGACCCUAAUUUCUGUACGAAUAUUGUCAAUGUGCUGUGAUUUGGAAAUGUUUACCUGUGCUCUGUUUACAAUCAUUCCCUUCUUCAUCAGGUAAUCGCUGUUGUAGCGUGGCUCCUCCCUUGUAUGUGUCAAUAAAGACCAAACUGAUG